AUGCCGGGAACUACAAUGACGAAAACGAGUGCUUACCCCUACAUCCUCACCACAGUCGCAACCCGGAAAGAAGGUGUUUCACGCGCACAAUUCUACCAGCACAACGAGGAGAAGUACGCGCCUUUACUUAAGAAAAUUGCGGGAAAAGUGCACCCAUUGUCGUGGACGCGGCACUACCAUGUUGACGACGAGGAAUGUCCAAUCGGCAUUCCGCGGGUGUUGAUUGGGGUUGAUGACGGGAUGGACUGGGAUUGCAUGGGUACCAUGGCGUUUGAGGAUGAAUUGCAUUUGCAGCAGUUUAUUGCGUUUAUGCAUAGCGAUGCAGCGAUUCCGGUGCUGGAGGAGGAGGAGAAGUUUGCGGAGCCGACGAAGACGAAGUUGUUGGUUAUGAAGAAGGGGGUUAGUGUGAGGGAGGGUUAG
Messenger RNA from Alternaria triticimaculans, 420 nucleotides. RefSeq lists its product as uncharacterized. The transcript has a single exon. NCBI's taxonomy places the organism in Eukaryota, Fungi, Ascomycota, Dothideomycetes, Pleosporales, Pleosporaceae. Bases 1 to 420 code for a protein of 139 amino acids. Gene Ontology annotation, molecular function: oxidoreductase activity. The record is from RefSeq and is a predicted model, not a curated record.